UCUAUUUUCUGGUUAUUAGUGUCUAUAUCUUUCACUACACUGUCUACAUUUUGCAAAGAACAAGGCAUCACUGUAAUUGGUUUAUGCAGUGCCUUUGAUGUAAUAAUGGUUUGUAGAAUAGAUAUGUUGUCUAUAUUGAAGAUUCGUUCAUCAUCAUCGUCAUCAUUAAUCAAUAAUUAUAACAACAAUUAUUUGUUAUUACGUCAGCUGUGUUUGUUAUUAUCUGGUGUAUUGUUAUUGAUUUUGCGCUGGAGAAUCAUGGGAUAUGCUACACCAACAUUUCAAAUUCAUGACAAUCCACAUUCCUUCGUUGAUGGUGCUAUAUUCCGUGCUAUAAAUUAUAUUUAUCUUUAUGCAAUAAAUAUAUGGAUAUUGAUAAAUCCAGGAUGGUUAUGUUUUGACUGGAGUAUGGGAUGUAUUCCUGUUAUAACAUCAUUCAGUGACUACCGUGUUUAUAUAGCAACUACAUUUCUAGCAUCCAUUAUUUUGUUGUUGUUAUAUUCUGUUAAAGAUACCAGCAAACAUCAGAGUUUAUUAAUUUUGUCAUUGGUAUUACUGAUAGUGCCCUUUUUACCAGGGUCUAAUAUAUUUUUCCGUGUUGGGUUUGUGAUAGCUGAGAGAGUAUUAUAUUUAUCCUCAGCUGGUAUGUGUAUGUUGAUAACUUAUGGUAUAAUCAGUUUAGCCAAAGGAACUGAGAAGAAAAGAGUGAUACAGAUUGGCAUAAUAUUACUGAUUACUUUAUAUACAUCACGAUCUAUCCAGAGAAGUAAAGAAUGGAGAAGUGAGGAAAGUCUGUUCCAAUCUGGUGAAAAAGUUUGUCCUCUCAAUGCAAAGGUACAUUAUAACAUUGGUAAACUGAAUGCUGAUAAAGGUAAUAAUACACAGGCAAUCUACAGAUACAGACUAGCUAUCAAAUUAAGUCCAGACUAUGAUCAAGCUAUGAAUAAUUUAGCCAAUAUAUUGAAAGAUAAAGGAGAAUUAGUAGAAGCUGAGGACUUGCUGACUAAAGCUGUCACUAUCAGACCUGAGUUUGCUGCCGCAUGGAUGAAUCUGGGUAUAGUUCAAGCACAACUAAAGAAGAUUGGUUUAGCAGAAAAGAGUUAUUUACAAGCUUUGCGACAUCGCAGAAAAUAUCCAGAUUGUUAUUAUAACCUGGGAAAUCUGUAUUUGGAAUUAAAACAACAUCAAGCUGCUAUUCAAGCAUGGAGAAAUGCCACUAUAUUAAAGCCAACACAUGUAAAUGCCUGGACAAAUACUCUUAUACUCUUAGACAAUAUUGGUGAAUUGAAACUGGCUGAAAAUGUUGGUAAAGAAGCCUUAAAAGUGUUACCAAGGGAACAUCAAGUGUUAUUUAAUCUAGCUAAUAUCUAUGGUAAACUAGAAAAAUAUACUGAAAGUGAACAGUUCUUUUUAUUGGCUUUAAAAGAAGAUCAAAAUAAUGCUAAAUAUCACCUGAAUAUAGGUGUUUUGUAUCACAGAUGGGGAAAAUAUGACAAAGCAGAAGAAGCAUAUCAAACAGCAUUACAACUCAACCCUUCCAAUAAAGUCACCCAAGAUAAUAUAGCUAUGCUACAGAGGCAACGAAACAAGUGA
Molecule: messenger RNA, 1593 nt
Organism: Lottia gigantea (owl limpet)
Lineage: Eukaryota; Metazoa; Mollusca; Gastropoda; Lottiidae
Exons: 13
Biological process (GO): protein O-linked glycosylation via mannose; endoplasmic reticulum unfolded protein response
Cellular component (GO): endoplasmic reticulum
Molecular function (GO): protein binding; mannosyltransferase activity
Source: RefSeq, a predicted model, not a curated record